Messenger RNA from Manduca sexta (tobacco hornworm), 3244 nucleotides. It is a transcript of the gene Picot, whose product is annotated as putative inorganic phosphate cotransporter. NCBI's taxonomy places the organism in Eukaryota, Metazoa, Arthropoda, Insecta, Lepidoptera, Sphingidae. Gene Ontology annotation, biological process: transmembrane transport; monoatomic anion transport. The record is from RefSeq and is a predicted model, not a curated record. The coding region runs from base 269 to 1822 and encodes 517 amino acids. Gene Ontology annotation, molecular function: transmembrane transporter activity. The transcript has 11 exons.
CAAAGCCGAGCCAAUGCGCCGUGACAGUCGACACCAACCUUCGUGCACGAAGUACGCGUACCUAUUUACCGCAAAUAUGGCCAUCUGACGUUCGCGAUUUCAUAAAAAAACAUCAACAAACCCAAACCCUUUAACGAACUAUUAACUUCCCCGAAUAUCUUUUUUUUCCUGUGCGUGAAGUGAUCGCGUACAGAAGUUCGAAUUUUAAAUUGCGCGCGAUUAUUUUUAUUCUUUUUAUUUUCUUUUUUCAAAACAACCCGCAGUGAAAAUGGGUUUGAAAUCGGAAGACAACAAGAGACCGAGCAAGUUGGCGAUCAUGGACGACGAUUCGUCGGAUACACCACGUGGUCUCGGCACACGUCACUGGGUCACGUUCAUGUUGUUCCUGGGCAUGGCGAACGCGUACAUCAUGCGCACCAACAUGUCCGUCGCCAUCGUCGCCAUGGUGAACCACACCGCGCUGCCGGUCGUAGCGGAGGCGACCGACACUGAGUGCGGUGAUGUUGACCACAACACGACUAGUACCACACAAGACGGUUCGUUCGUUUGGACCUCCACGCUACAGGGGUACAUUUUGUCUUCCUUCUUCUACGGUUACGUCAUAACACAGAUCCCGUUCGGAAUAUUGUCAAAGAGGUUCGGAGCCCGUCUAUUCCUCGGGGUCGGUAUGUUGAUCAACUCCGUGUUCGGUCUGCUGGUGCCGGUCGCGGCUAAUGCUGGCUACGAGUGGCUCAUCUUCGUCAGAUUCAUACAGGGGCUGGGUGAGGGACCAAUCGUACCAUGCACCCACGCCAUGUUGGCCAAAUGGAUUCCACCUAACGAGAGGAGCAGAAUGGGUGCCGCUGUCUACGCAGGCGCCCAAUUCGGCACAGUAAUCUCGAUGCCGUUGUCGGGUCUGCUCUCGGCGUACGGUUUCGCCGGUGGAUGGCCGUCCAUCUUCUACGUGUUCGGAUUGAUCGGCACCGUCUGGUGCAUCGCGUUCCUGUUCUUCGUCUCUGAGGAUCCUGAGCACUGUCCCAACAUCAAGGAGGCCGAGAAGAAAUACAUCUUGAGCUCGCUGUGGGGCGCCGCUGGGUCUAGCUCGCCCCCGAUCCCGUGGAGCAAGAUCCUCUUGUCGAUGCCGUUCUGGGCCAUCAUGUUCGCGCACAUGGGCCAGAACUAUGGCUACGAGACGCUUAUGACCGAGCUGCCAACCUUCAUGCGACAAGUGCUGCACUUCUCUAUCAAGGAUAACGGUUUCGUGUCCGCGUUGCCGUACCUGUGCAUGUGGCUGUUCUCUAUGUUCAUCUCGGUGGUCGCCGACUGGAUGCUGUCGAGCGGAAGGUUCAACCACACCCAGGUCAGGAAGAUCAUCAACAGCAUCGGUCAAUACGGUCCAGCGGUGGGUCUGUUCAUAGCGGCUAACACUGGCUGCAACCCCGCCGCCACGGUCGCCAUCCUCGCCGCCGGCGUCGGCCUCAACGGUGGUAUCUACUCUGGUUUCAAGGUUAACCACUUGGACAUCUCGCCUCGUUUCGCCGGCAUCCUGAUGGCGUUCACCAACUGCCUCGCCAACCUGACCGGUCUACUCGCUCCCAUCGUCGCUGGAUACAUCAUUGAGGGCAGGCCAACUCAAACCCAAUGGAGAAAAGUAUUCUACAUAGCCGGUGGAGUGUACAUAUUCUGCGCCACAUUCUACAACAUCUUCGCUACCGGCAGAAGGCAAGACUGGGACAACCCCGCCAACGACGAGGCAAACGCGAAAAAGGCGGCCGCUAAGAAAGCCGAAAAACAAGAGAGGAAAGCUGCCAAGAAUCCGAAUCAAGCCGAAACCGCGCAAUAAAGUUCAAAAGUUGACUCCAACGCGCUGGCUGAAUACAACUGGAUAAAGCAUUAUGAGCGCGUCUAACGUGUGUUCUCUUUUUAAAAAAUAGUAUUAUUCCCGCUUAUUUUAUAAAAAUGGCGGCAGUUGUGUUUGCGCAGCGCAUUCAUCGUUUGUGAGUUUUGUAAUGUUAAGUGAGACUGUAAUUUUAACAAUAAGAUUUAAUUUUAGUUUAUUUUUUGUUGAUUUUAAUACUUCGUUUAUUAAUUUCCGAUAUUAUCUUUCAAAUUUUGACUUCAACUCGUGCAGUCUUUCAUCUUGUUGUCUAUAGUAUUUUGUCUUGUGAGAAAUACGUUAAAGACGCACAUCAAUAGGGCUGUGAUAAUAUCUUGUGUGUAUCAUAAAACACAAAAUAAGAACUCGCAAACGGUCAACUUUUAUCUUUGAUAUUUAUUAAAUUAAUUUAAAUUACCAUACAAGUAUUGUUAAUAAUAUUUUAUAGCUUGAUGUUAAUGGAGACGCAUGAAAGGGGGUAGUGUUAUCGGGUCCAAAUAUAAAACGUUUUGUAAAACCUAAUGUUACCGUCCUGUCCAGUGACCUUACAUUUUUUAAAUUUUCAUGGAUAAUGAUUGCACACUAAAUUAAUCGUGCCAUUAAAGCAUUUUAUACGACCUCUAUUCUGCAGAAACUCGAAUAUGUGUUAGGAAACAAGAUUUGAUAAGGGCUGUCCAUAGUUCACACUAAACUUGUCAUAGACUAAGAUUUAAUUUUUUCCAAAUACAUUUUCAAGUAGUUUGACCUGUACAAAUAUAAAAUCAACUCGAGCUGUUUAUCUUAGUCUAUGUCAAGAGUUUAGUGCCAAAACGGUAAUGUUGUGUUGUGAAUUUUGAUUAUAUUUAAAAUCAUUCAUAGUUCGCUCAAAGCGAAUGUUGUUUUUUUAAUUAAGGAAUUUAUAAUUACUUUCUUUGUAAGAUAAUUGUAAUUAACUAUUUAUGGAUUUAGUUUGUAUGUAUGCGACGUCUUGUGACGUUGCACGCCCAGGAGCUAAUGUGAUCAUUCUAAGAUUAAUUGUAAUAUAAGCUUUUCGUUAACCAGACAUAAAUUGAGAGGGAAGUUUUUAACGGCAAAAGAGCAGCCAUAUUUAAAAAACAAAAACGGAAUGAAACUUCUCUUUUUGAUUUUUGAAAGGUUAUACGUUUGUAUUGAGUAGUUUUCAGCUUUCUAAUACAUAAAGGAAUAUUUGUUGAUUGUUUACAUAAUAUUUUAUAAACGAACGUCUGUGACAAGAUAUCUCGUGCCUUUAAAUAGGAGUACAAAGUUCCGAAGUAUUCCCGAUGUGUAAAACGCAUCGGCUGUCUGCAACACAGUUACAAUAAAACCUAAAUUGUUUUUGUAUGCUCUGGCCGUAUGGUAGGAGAUAUACAAAAAUAAUUUUCAAAAACA